GAAUCAGGCAGAAAAAUACAGACAACAAAUUGAUGGUUGCCAGAGGGGAUGGUAGGGAGGGACAUGGGUAAACUGAUUGAAGAGGAAUAGAAGAUACAGACUUCCAGUUAUAGAAUGAAUAAGCUACAGGGAUGAAAGGUACAACAUAAGGAAUAUAGUCAUUGACAUUGUAAUAGCAUUGCGUGGAGACAGAUAACAGGCACACUUGUGAGCACAGUGUAACGUCUAGAGAUGUUGAAUCACCACAUCGUACACCUGAAACUAAUGUAACAUUGCAUGUCAACUAUAUCCAAAUACAUUUUUUCAAAAAAUAAGCCCUUUCCCUAGUCCCCAUUGACCAAUUUGCUGGUGGUUUUAUUUAGAACCAUAUAUUCAUCACAUUGUUUUUGCAGGAGCACACAUUCAUUCUACUGUUUAAAUUUAUGUGUUAAAACCCCAAAGGUCCUAACUUGAAGGACAUUAAAUGAAUUAAUCAGUGCAUUUGAAGAUGAUUCUUUUCCUGCCCUAAGAGAUACAGAGCCAACACUGGGAAGAGGGUUUGAUCUCCCAAAUCAGAGGCACUUCAUAGACUCUAUGCCAUUAAGAAAGGCCCAGCAAGGUGAGGGCUCCCAGUACAAUAGAAUUUACUGUAUUUUAAAAGUGAUACUUUUAAAACAUGAUAGCUAGAGUACCAAGACUUUUCUUUGUCCUCAGAUAAGUGCACUUGCAGACAGGGAAUCAGGAUCUUUGCAAGAACCAUGGCAGAUUUAGACUCUGUCCUGUGUCUCUGGCUGGGUUUCGGAGCCAGGAAGGCAGCCCCUGAACUAUCAAGCAGCAUGCCAAAGUUAAUCAUUGGCCCUGCCGAGUACAUGGCAAAUCAGGCUGUUUUUGUGUGCCCGUUUUUCUAUUUUACGUAAAUCACCCCGAACAUGUUUGCAUCAACCUACUGGUGAUGCACCUUUGAUCAAUAGAUUUUAGACAAAAGUGGUUUUUGAGUCCAAAGAGCAGGGCUGGGUUGACCUGCAGACUGGAUACAGGGUGUAUAAAAACAGGGGCAAGGCACAGGCUGAUAGCAGAGCAAUCACCACCAAGACUGUAAUAACUGCAAAGGCUCAGCUGAAGGGUGCCCGAGGGGCCACGGAGUAAGGAUGGAGAAAGGAAUGAAUGUUCUUCAUGACUUUGGGAUCCAGUCAACGCACUACCUCCAGGUGAAUUACCAGGACUCCCAGGAUUGGUUCAUCUUGGUGUCCGUGAUUGCAGACCUCAGGAAUGCCUUCUAUGUCCUCUUCCCCAUCUGGUUCCAUCUUCGCGAAGCUGUGGGCAUUAAACUCCUCUGGGUAGCUGUGAUUGGAGACUGGCUCAACCUCGUCUUUAAGUGGAUUCUCUUUGGACAGCGUCCAUACUGGUGGGUCAUGGACACCGACUACUACGGCAACACCUCCGUGCCACUGAUAAAGCAGUUCCCAGUCACCUGCGAGACUGGACCAGGAAGUCCCUCUGGUCAUGCCAUGGGUACAGCAGGUGUAUACUAUGUGAUGGUCACAUCCACCCUCUCUAUGUUUCGGGGAAAGAAAAAGCCAACCUACAGAUUUCGGUGCUUGAAUGUCAUUUUGUGGUUGGGAUUCUGGGCAGUGCAGCUGAACGUCUGUUUGUCCCGAAUCUACCUUGCUGCUCAUUUUCCCCAUCAGGUUGUCGCUGGAGUCCUAUCAGGCAUUGCUGUUGCUGAAACUUUCCGCCACAUCCAGAGCAUCUACAAUGCCAGCCUCAAGAAAUAUUUUCUCAUUACCUUCUUCCUGCUCAGCUUUGCCAUUGGAUUUUACCUGCUGCUAAAGGGGUUGGGUGUAGACCUCCUGUGGACACUAGAAAAAGCCAGGAGAUGGUGUGAGCGGCCAGAAUGGGUCCACAUUGACACCACGCCCUUUGCCAGCCUCCUCAAGAAUGUGGGCACCCUCUUCGGCUUGGGGCUGGCUCUCAACUCCAGCAUGUAUCGGGAGAGCUGCAAGGGCACACUUAGCAAGUGGUUCCCAUUCCGCCUCAGCUGUAUUGUGGUCUCUCUCAUCCUCCUGCACCUCUUUGACUCUUUGAAACCCCCAUCCCAAAUUGAGCUGAUCUUCUACAUCCUGUCCUUCUGCAAGAGUGCAGCGGUGCCCCUGGCAUCUGUCAGCCUCAUACCCUACUGUCUUGCCCGGGUCCUGGGCCAGCCAGACAAGAAGUCUUUGUAAAGGAUGUGGAGUCUUCAGUAUUCAAAGUCAAUGACUGUGCCAACGAUUGAGGAUGGCUAGGAUAUUCUGCCAGCCUGUUUUGGGCCAGAGGUGCUAGAGUCAGCUGAGAAAGCCUUGUCUGUUAAAAGUUCGGUCAUUCUGGAUUUUUCCCUGAAGACUUGCUUGUUCUUUUAGACAUACAAAAGCAAGACUUCCAGGAAGGGUCAGUUCAUCAUCCCAGGUGGGAGAUCCCCACUGAAAAUUUUCUACCUGUCCCCAUCCUUACCCAGACAAGGGAAAGGAGCAGUGAAUUUGAUAGGGAAAGCAGGACCAUUAAGGAAGACUUUUUAGGAUCUUGUGUAUCAUGCAAUUUAUGUUAAACAAUACCUAAAUGGCUUUGUUCAUAUUUGAAUCUUUAGGUAAGGGACUCUCAAUAGUGGGGGACCAACUUAAAGUCUAAUUAUAGGUAGUUAGUGGGGUAAUUCUGCUUCUUGUAUUUUUCUAUUAUAUACCUAUGGUCAUUGUAUUUACGAGGCUUUCUGAAUGGCCACAGAGACCUAGAUUUGUACUAGGUCGGAGCAUUCAGGUAUAGUCAGCUUCUCUUCUAUCACACUAGAUCUUCCUCCUUGUUAGCUCAGCUCUGCUUUCCCUAGAAUUUUCCACUAGCCCCACAUCCUGUCGGAUGCUCAGAUGCCUAAAGGCAACUCUGGGUAGUGCUUUGUAUGGUCUAGUUAAGUUCUGAAAUCUUGGGCAAAAAGGCGAGGAGAGGGCAGGGAGAGACAAGGAUUCCUCUCUCCAAAAGGUCACUCCAAUGUUACUUUUGAUUCCUAGAGGGUAAAUAUGACUCCUUUCUCUAUCCCAAGCCAACCAAGAGCACAUUCUUGGAGGAAAAGUCAGCUCUUCCUUGUCUGUUCUUCAGUCUCAGUUGAUUUGUAGAAUAUGCCUUAAAAAAAUGUUAAAGUCUAUUUAUUUGAGAGUCCUUGUUUUUGCUACUAAUUAUACAGUUCGCCAUAUAUUACCAUUCACACCAAUCAUCCUG
Panthera uncia (snow leopard) is the source of this 3219-nucleotide messenger RNA. It is a transcript of the gene G6PC1, whose product is annotated as glucose-6-phosphatase catalytic subunit 1. Bases 1128 to 2201 code for a protein of 357 amino acids. The record is from RefSeq and is a predicted model, not a curated record. Lineage: Eukaryota; Metazoa; Chordata; Mammalia; Carnivora; Felidae. Gene Ontology annotation, biological process: gluconeogenesis; glucose 6-phosphate metabolic process. Gene Ontology annotation, cellular component: membrane. The transcript has 5 exons. Gene Ontology annotation, molecular function: glucose-6-phosphatase activity.